CCCGUCUUCUCUGGAGGAGGAAUAAGAAGCUGCUCUGUCUACACUCCUGCCACUUGGACACGGAAGCCAGAGAGGACAGCAGCAGCAAAAGGUGACCAGGAGCCUCCGGAAUGUCCGAGCUGGAGAAGACCAUGGUUGUCCUCAUUAGCGUCUUCCAUCAGUAUUCAGGAAGAGAGGGUGACAAGCACAAGCUGAAGAAGUCAGAGCUCAAGGAGCUUAUCAACAAUGAGCUCUCCCACUUCCUGGAGGAAAUCAAAGAGCAGGAAGUUGUGGACAAAGUCAUGGAAACACUGGAUGAAGAUGGAGAUGGAGAAUGCGACUUCCAGGAAUUCAUGGCCUUUGUCUCCAUGAUCACUACAGCCUGCCAUGAGUUCUUUGAACAUGAGUGAGGGGGGGGUGUGUGGAAAAGAGAGCUAAGCUGUUCCUGCAGCAGACAGAAAGGUCAAAGAGGAAGCAGAGCAAAGGCUUUCGGGCUCCAAAGAGCUGAGCUCUCUAGACACACAGAACUAAUUAGGAAGCUUGAUUUGCUUUGGGCAUGAAAAACUGAAGCCUGCUUUAAACUAGCACAUCCUUAUUUCUGCCAUGUCAGGUAUUCCUGUGAGCUGGCUGUUGGCUAGAAUCCCUUAGGGGACAAAAAUCAAUGCUCUGCAGUAAAGCACGAGUGGCUUGUGUCGCGGCACAAGUAUCUCAUGGAAGUUUCAGAGCAGACCCCUAACAGCAGUCCCAAUGCUUUCCAGCACCCCUGCAUGUCCACAGCUGAGUCCCCGUCUCCUGAAGAUGCUGCUCUUCCCUCCAUCUGCUCACCGGUGAUACAAACUGCAAAUGAUGCCCACGAAAGCAGUCUGAGCACGUGCACCCUCCCCCAGCCCAAAUGAGCAAUGCCACACUUCAGCCCCUUCUUCUACAGUGAGCAGAGAUUAUCAAGUAAAUAUUCAAUGCCAACAGUUCUAACUGGAAAAAAAAAUAGGUCUCACAAAUUAAGUAUUAACAUUCUGACCCAAGAUUGAGAAUCAAAAUUCUGUUCAGUAGACUUCUGCUUUUAGGAUGCCACUGCUGUCCCCGCAGGACAAGUACCUAGGAGGAGAAUGGCAGAGCUUAAGGUCUUUUUCUUGCUAGUUGUAUCUCCCUGGCUCCCUCUGCUCUGUAUAAAGGCUGACGUUUGUGGGCUGUGUUGCUGGGGAAUGAAAGGUCCCUGAGGUGUGUCCUUUAGUGUUGGAUGUCACGUCUCACCUUGCCGGUGCCUAGGGCCUGCUUACCACUCGGUGAGGCUGAGAGUCAAGGACUGUGAGGAAGCUGAGCUUGAUGCUUUUUAGCCUGCAUGUUCAAAUGCUGAAGGUUCAAAUAAUUCAAGUUGCAAAUAAAUGAGAAACACAUCUCAAAUAUUAACAAGCCA
Messenger RNA from Psammomys obesus (fat sand rat), 1393 nucleotides. RefSeq names its product S100 calcium binding protein B (gene S100b). Gene Ontology annotation, cellular component: nucleus; cytoplasm. The coding region runs from base 111 to 389 and encodes 92 amino acids. Gene Ontology annotation, biological process: positive regulation of cell population proliferation; positive regulation of canonical NF-kappaB signal transduction. Lineage: Eukaryota; Metazoa; Chordata; Mammalia; Rodentia; Muridae. The transcript is spliced from 3 exons. Gene Ontology annotation, molecular function: RAGE receptor binding; zinc ion binding; S100 protein binding. The record is from RefSeq and is a predicted model, not a curated record.